Schistosoma spindalis is the source of this 2432-nucleotide messenger RNA. NCBI's taxonomy places the organism in Eukaryota, Metazoa, Platyhelminthes, Trematoda, Strigeidida, Schistosomatidae. The record is from the annotation of a GenBank genome assembly.
AUUACUAUAAUAUCCACAAAAACCACUCUCUAAUCAUAAUGUCACGUGUGUCCAGUCCAUAUUGUCAACGGAAUCCUAUCAAUCAAGUUUCAAUUUAACCAACAAUAUGUCUGUGACUCAAAUUUAUAUGCAUUAUGUGUUGUUGUUAGCUAGGGGUUAUCGGCCGAGAGUGAGGGGGGAGUCAGCUCUCUCUCUCCAAAUGCUCUCACGUGGCCGCAUGCAUAUAUUUACAGCCAGGGAAGUCCCACUCACUGCCUUCUCAUGGCGGGGGUGUUAUUUACCAAAAUUGAGAGCACGAAAAGCGAAUAUCCGGCGCUUUAACCGGGUCAGUGGAUAUGGAGAAUCCACCUAGGAGAGUUGGAAAACGCUGAUUCCAAACCAAUGGUGCACAUGAGUUCCAGUAUCCUGAAAGAAAAAAUUGUGUAUGACCCUAUUGUUUGUCACUGGCUACCAUGAAACUACAUCUCCUAACUUUGCUCCACUGCCUUGUGGAUGAAACCUUUAGGUAAAACAUUCGGAAUGUGGUUACCCGUAAGAAAACCAUCUACUUCUGUUUGGACAUCCGGGAAAUAUCCCAGCCCUCACAUAAAUCGAAUGAUUUCUGUCUCGCAUAUCUAUUUGAUGCCUCCUUACACCAAUGUUUAUGUGUUUAAAUAAAUAAGUAAAUAAAUGUUUCAUACAAACUGAAACUCGUCAUCGAGAGGGUACUUACAAUCUUUAGGAAACCGAAUCACUCAGUUCCAUAGUAAUAACUUUUGACCUUUUCUUGUUGUUGUUACUUUCUACAUCAUCUAUAUAUAUAUAUAUAUAUAUAUAUAUAUAUAUAUAUAUAUAUAUAUAUAUAUAUAUGUACUCUUUUAAUCAUAGAUGUUAAUCCGGAAAUAUUUAGAUCAAAAUGCUCCAUCUCUACAAGAUUUUGAACAACUUAUAGAAUCAUAUAAAUUAGAAUAUGGUGUUAUACUAUUAAGAGAUUAUAAAAAAUUAUUAAAAAUUUAUAAUACUACUGAAAUGUCAUUAAAUGAAUUCAAGAUUCAUACAAAUUAUAUAUUACAAUAUAUAUGGGAAAAAUUACAUACUGGUCAUUGGAAAAAUGUUCAUAUUUGUUGGCGUAUAUUAUAUUCAUCUAUUAAAUUAUUAAUUGUAUUAUAUUAUUUAUAUAAAAGUAAUGAAUUUAAUAAUCAUGUUGAUGAUGAUGAUCCUAAUUCUUACCACCUUGAUCUUGAUCUUGAUCAUAAUCAUGAUCAUCAUCAUGAUCAUCAUAAUUCUUAUCAUCCUUUUAUAGAAUUAAUUAAAGAAUUAGAUCUUAGUUUAAUUAUGGGUUAUCCAAUAUUUAAUCAAUUCGCAUCAAAAUUAGCUUCAAAAUUACAUCAUAUAAUUAUGAUGAAAACAAAAUUAUGUAAUGAAGAUUAUUUAUCAUCUAGAUUAUUUCAAUUAGAUAAUCAUGAUCAUAAUGAUAAUGAUCAUGAUAAUAUAGAUCGAUUCAUUCAGAUCAAUGAAGAGAUCAAAAUCAAUCUGAAUAAGUUAGAUCGUAUUAAUUGUCCAAGUAUUGAAUUAUUUAAUCAUUUAAUUAAAUUAAAUAAACCAUUUAUUAUAACAAAUGCAAUAAAUUUUUGGCCAGCAUAUAAUAAUAAUAAUAAUAAUAAUAAUAAUCAUAUAAAUAAUAAAUGUAAAUGGACAUUAAAUUAUUGGUUAAUUAAUUAUGGUUAUCGUUUAGUACCUAUAGAAAUUGGUAAAAAAUAUACAGAAGAGAAUUGGGGACAAAAAUUAAUGACAAUUAAUGAUUUUAUUAAUUAUUAUUUUAAUCCAUCAAUAAUCAAUAAUAAUCAUAAUGAAAAUACAAUCAAAAUAGGUUAUUUAGCACAAUAUGAUAUAUUUAAACAAAUACCAGAAUUAGAAAAUGAUAUAUAUAUACCAGAUUAUUGUUAUGUAACUGGGGAAAAUGAACAAAUAAAUAAUAAUGAUAUAAAUACCAUAGAAACUAAUAUAUGGUUUGGUCCAAAAAAUACAAUAUCCCCAUUACAUCAUGAUAAUGAUCGAGCUAAUUUAUUAACACAAAUUAAUGGUUAUAAAUUAAUUAUAUUAUAUUCAUCAUUAGAAACAAAUAAUUUAUAUCCAUAUUUUGAUAAUAUGUUAUGUAAUACAUCUAGAAUAGAUUUAGAUAAUAAUAUUGAUUUUAAUAAAUUUCCUAAAUUUAAAAAUGCUCAUGGUUAUUAUAGUAUACUUAAGCAUGGUGAAAUGUUAUAUAUACCACCACGUUGUUGGCAUUAUGUACGUUCAUUAACAGCUAGUUAUUCAGUGAAUUUUUGGUGGAAUAUUUCAUCAUCAUUAAUACCUGCUUGGGAAUAAUUAUUGUUAUUACUAAGUAAGAUUUGUCUAUUGUAAAAUAAACUGAUUUUUUUUUUCUUUUGAAAAAUAAAAAUAUAGAUAUAUGA